This is a messenger RNA of Trypanosoma rangeli, 2241 nucleotides long. RefSeq lists its product as uncharacterized. The coding region runs from base 1 to 2241 and encodes 746 amino acids. The transcript has a single exon. Lineage: Eukaryota; Euglenozoa; Kinetoplastea; Trypanosomatida; Trypanosomatidae. The record is from RefSeq and is a predicted model, not a curated record.
AUGCCGUCGCCCGAAAUAAAACACCGACGGACGGAAGAACAAGUGCCGUUUGUUCUCCCACAGUUUCAUCUGCCUCCUCAGCCACCGGUCAACGGGUUUCCGCACGAGACGGACCUUCUCAUCCGGGGCGUGCGUGGCAGGGCCGGUGUAGACGGCAAGGCAUUGCUGCUUAAUGCCUCGCCCACGUUGGAGCUUUCAACGGAUGAGUCGGCGGCGCUUCUUACAGCUCUGCGGCAACACCCCAAAUGUGAGUCUAUCCGAGCGCAGCUCAACGGUAUCAACGAGUCGUACCUUGUGGAGGUGUUUGGCGAGGUUGACGCGCAGGAGGAUGACACGCGGCGCCGGGUGGACUACAACGCCGCCUGCGCUGUGCUUAAAUCCAACUCCUCUAAGCGGCUCUCAGCGUGUGUUUCAUGCCUCACGCGAGGCCAGCACCGUCAUUAUCGCUCGUGGAUACUGAAUUACAUGCAGACGGGUCUUCCACCGAAGGCCACCGAGGAGUAUCCGGACAUGAGCACCGUAGUAGACCUUGUUCAACGUGAGCAGACGGCGUACCUGCACAAAUUUAUGGAGGAAAUAGUUUCAUGUGAGGCCUGCAAGAUGGAGGCUGGCUACAACAAACGAUCUAGUGAGGCAGCGGAAAUGCCGAUGCCGCAUCGGUCCUGUUGGAACCAUAAUUACAUGGACGAACACGUGGAACGAUUUGCGAAGCGCUGGUGGCGUUAUCGAAUUGAGUCGAGGCUGCUGCGAUGCCUCGCUGACGAGGAGACGAGUAAAGACAACAACAGUGACGACCGCGGCGCCGGCAACCACGGUGAUGAUGCAUUUAGGGAGAAUGUAUUUUACCUCAAGAAGGGUUUAGCAGGAGCCGAUACGCGAACAAAAGUGUGGGCGAGGCCGCGUGCUGAACUGACCUCCCAAACACGCCAGUUCGCCGCUCAAUGCAUCGCUUCAACGAAUAGGCCGAAUGCGACAUGUGAGGAAGCGCGGCAUUAUCCGGCUGUUUCCAUUCCACCGACGCUGCCACUGGCAGUGCAGCAGCUUGACACGCGCGAGCCACAGCUGUAUUCUCGCGCCUUCCCGGAACAACCGCGUGGCGAGAUAGAGAAAGGGGCAGCCGGAGCAGAAGAGGAAGAGAUGCCGUUACUGAUUCCUCCCGUCAACACAAUGACGGGCGUUUCUUUCACCCUGCGUGUAUGCAAGUCGGCGUUGGUGGAGCUGGCCGCGGCGCACCUGUCGUCAUGCCGUGCUGAGUUUCGGCUUCCGGUACGAUGCGUGUGGCAGCCGUCGGAGCGGCGAGUUGAUAUUUCCAUUGAAAAACCGCUGCCAGGGCAUCGGGAGUCGCGGCGCAACAUAAACGCGGCGGCGCUCAAGCGUUUGGUGGACAAUGAGGUGCGUCUUCCAUCGAACAGCCGCUGCAGUGCGCGGGGGCGGCACAAGAGCAAGUGUUGGGCGGAGGUCUCGUUUGGUGCCGAUUUUGCCUUUUAUUGUGUGUCAAACUGUGUUUUUGACUUGACCCAUCAAUACCCCGUUUUCCGCCUGAUAAAAAUGGAGUACAACUGCAAGGGCUACAACACAGUCCCUGACGACGAACAGACGUUUCACCAUGAAAGUUUUAGCAAAAGGGAGGUGGUCCGCAUGUGGAUACUCCUGCACUGCAACCCCACCGCAGUCCUCUACGUCUACCGCAUCAACGCCUACUCCAAUGCGGUGAUGGGCAUUGAAAAGUUUUCGUCUGUGUCGUUCAUGAGUCAGGUGAUGGGGUCGUGGUCGAGUGACGUGGAUGUGCAGCGCACAUGGAGCUCCCUCUACGAGCUCCUGCAGAGCACUGUUUCCGCCGUUGUCCAGCGACUGCAACUCUCGGGUGGCGCUGACGGCGCGAAAAACGUCACGUUUAUUCUUGCCAAGGAGAAGGAGGACGGCAAUGUGUCGCUCUGCUCCGUGAAGGCUUGUUAUCCGCAGCAAACAGUUCUUGAUGAGGCGGUGGGGACCUUUAUUGAGCCGAGCAGCCGCACGGUAUGCCGGCGUGAAUACCUUCCGCCGUGCGUGUGGCCCUUCCCAGAUCGUAUUCCCUACACAUACGGCCCGGCUCCAAAGUCGUGCUACGUCAUCAAUAGGACGACGGAGACACGGCACGACUCCGCCUACUACGCCAAGCACGACGUCUGGCAGCAUGAGUCACGGUACUACACAGUGGGCGAGGAUGGGGUUAUCCGGGAGCUGCAGCCGGCGUGUGCGUAA